This is a messenger RNA of Sorex fumeus (smoky shrew), 2508 nucleotides long. RefSeq names its product transient receptor potential cation channel subfamily V member 1 (gene TRPV1). Gene Ontology annotation, molecular function: calcium channel activity; protein binding. The coding region runs from base 1 to 2508 and encodes 835 amino acids. The transcript has 15 exons. The record is from RefSeq and is a predicted model, not a curated record. Gene Ontology annotation, biological process: calcium ion import across plasma membrane. Gene Ontology annotation, cellular component: membrane. Lineage: Eukaryota; Metazoa; Chordata; Mammalia; Eulipotyphla; Soricidae.
AUGAAGAAAUGGGAGAGUUCAGACUUUGAAGAAUCUGAGGACCAGCCCCAAGAGGACUCCUGCCCAGACUCUAUGGAUGGAGACCCCAACUCCAGGCCAGCUACAAACAAUCCCCACAUCUUCCCCAAGAACCAGAGCCAGCGAUUUGGGAAAUGUGACUGGGAGGGGGCUUCUGCCAUGGACUGUUCACCUGAAGAAGGCAAGUUGGCAUCCUGCCCGACCAUAAGAAUCAGUCCUGCUAUCAUCAUCCAGAGGUCUACAGAUGGCCCCACCUACUCCAGGCUGCUGCCCCAGAAUUCGAUCCACGCGGGGACCAAGAACUUCCAGCUCUAUGAUCGCAGGAAGAUCUUUGAAGCGGUGGCCCAGAAUAACUGUGAGGAGCUGGAGAACCUGCUGCUCUUCCUGCAGAGGAGCAAGAAGCACCUCAUGGACAGCGAGUUCAAAGACCCGGAGACGGGGAAGACCUGUCUGCUGAAAGCCAUGCUAAACCUGCACGAUGGGCAGAACGACACCAUCCCCCUGCUCCUGGAGAUCGCCCGGCAGACCAACAGUCUGAAGGAGUUUGUCAACGCCAGCUACACGGAUAGCUACUACAGGGGCCAGACGGCGCUGCACAUUGCCAUCGAACGGCGGAACAUGGCUCUGGUGACACUCCUGGUGGAGAACGGGGCAGAUGUCCAGGCUGCAGCCAACGGUGACUUCUUCAAGCAAACCAAAGGGCGACCUGGCUUCUAUUUUGGUGAGCUGCCUCUCUCCCUGGCUGCAUGCACCAACCAGCUGGGCAUCGUGAAGUUCCUGCUGCAGAACUCCUGGCAGCGGGCAGACAUCAGUGCCAAGGACUCUGUGGGCAACACAGUGCUGCACGCGCUGGUGGAGGUGGCUGACAACACGGCCGACAACACCAAGUUUGUGACGAGCAUGUACAACGAGAUCUUGAUCCUGGGGGCCAAGCUCCACCCUACGCUGAAGCUGGAGGAGCUCACCAACAAGAAGGGGCUGACGCCGCUGUCUCUGGCUGCCAGGAGCGGGAAGAUUGGGGUUCUGGCUUACAUUCUGCAGAGGGAGAUCCGGGAGCCAGAGUGUAGGCACCUGUCCAGGAAGUUUACCGAGUGGGCCUACGGGCCUGUCCAUUCCUCGCUCUACGACCUGUCCUGUAUUGACACUUGUGAGAACAACUCGGUGUUGGAGGUGAUUGCCUACAGCAGCAGCGACACACCUAAUCGCCAUGACAUGCUCUUGGUGGAGCCACUGAACCGACUCCUACAGGACAAAUGGGACCGAUUUGUCAAGCGCAUCUUCUACUUCAACUUUUUUGUCUACUGCUUGUACAUGAUCAUCUUCACCACAGCAGCCUACUACAGGCCUGUGGAAGGCUUGCCUCCCUUUGAACUGAAACACACCGUUGAAGACUAUUUCCGAGUCGUUGGAGAGAUUCUUUCAGUGUUGGGGGGAGUCUACUUUUUUUUCCGAGGGAUUCAGUAUUUUCUGCAGAGGCGGCCGUCACUGAAAUCCUUGUUUGUGGACAGCUACAGUGAGAUUCUAUUCUUUGUGCAGUCACUGUUUAUGCUGGGAACUGUGGUACUGUACUUCAGCCGCUGCAAGGAGUAUGUGGCCUCCAUGGUGUUCUCCCUGGCCAUGGGCUGGACCAACAUGCUCUACUACACCCGUGGCUUCCAGCAGAUGGGCAUCUAUGCUGUCAUGAUUGAGAAGAUGAUCCUGAGAGACCUGUGUCGCUUCAUGUUUGUCUACCUCGUAUUCUUGUUCGGGUUUUCCACAGCUGUGGUGACGCUGAUUGAAGAUGGGAAGAAUACCUCAGUGGUGUCAGACUUCCCGUUGCCCAGGCGAGGAUGCCGGCCCCCCGACAGCAACUACAACAGCCUGUACUUCACAUGCCUGGAGCUUUUCAAGUUCACCAUUGGCAUGGGGGACCUGGAGUUCACCGAGAACUAUAACUUCAAGGCUGUUUUCAUCAUCUUGCUGCUGGCUUACGUGAUCCUCACUUACAUUCUCCUGCUCAACAUGCUCAUUGCCCUCAUGGGCGAAACUGUCAACAAGAUUGCGCAGGAAAGCAAGAACAUAUGGAAGCUGCAGAGAGCCAUCACCAUCCUGGACACGGAGAAGAGCUUCCUUAAGAGCAUGAGGCGGGCCUUCCGCUCAGGCAAGCUGUUGCAGGUGGGAUACACACCUGACGGCAAGGAUGACUACCGGUGGUGCUUCAGGGUGGACGAGGUGAACUGGACUACCUGGAACAACAAUGUGGGCAUCAUCAAUGAAGACCCAGGCAACUGUGAGGGCGUCAAGCGCACCCUGAGCUUCUCCCUACGCUCAGGCAGAGUUUCAGGGAGAAACUGGAAGAACUUUGCCCUCGUUCCUCUUUUAAGAGAUACGAGUGCCCGAGAAAGACAACCUGCUCAGCCGGAGGAAGUUCAGAUGAGGCACUUUGCAGGGUCCCUCAAGCCAGAAGAUGCUGAGCUCUUCAAGGACCCUGCUACCUUAGGGGAGAAGUGA